AUGCCUACGAAGCCAAUCAAGCCACAGGGUGUCAGCGACUGCAAGAAGCCCCAGAACACCAAGGAAGCAAAAGUUGUCACUACCGGACAAGAUCAUCAAGGACCCAGCGGCCCUGGAUUCAUUCCUAUUCAUCGCGAUUGGAUGGGCUUCAAGUAUGACAAGUUCCCCUCCACAGGCACCAUGGGGCAGGCUCAGUAUUCAACCGUAGAUGCGGCUCCCAACGCGGCAAUGCAACGUUGGGAAGCGGAAGCUAUGCGGAGCCAGCCUUUCCAUGGCAUUAAGGCCGUUGCUCUUCCAGAGACCAGAUCAGUUAGCCACAAUCAGUCCGAAAGUCAACGCUCCGGCUCGAGCGUGGGAUAUGUAGCCGAUUAA
Venustampulla echinocandica is the source of this 372-nucleotide messenger RNA. RefSeq lists its product as uncharacterized. The transcript has 2 exons. NCBI's taxonomy places the organism in Eukaryota, Fungi, Ascomycota, Leotiomycetes, Helotiales, Pleuroascaceae. The coding region runs from base 1 to 372 and encodes 123 amino acids. The record is from RefSeq and is a predicted model, not a curated record.